Molecule: messenger RNA, 1749 nt
Organism: Oncorhynchus masou masou (cherry salmon)
Lineage: Eukaryota; Metazoa; Chordata; Actinopteri; Salmoniformes; Salmonidae
Product: collagen alpha-1(XIX) chain
Exons: 11
Coding region: 317-1357 (346 amino acids)
Source: RefSeq, a predicted model, not a curated record
UUCCAGGCACACACGGUGCCUAGUCCUAAACUGUGAGGACACUGCUAAAGCCCAUUGGCUGCUCAGAUCCUGAAGGGAUGCCAUCCAGAGACCGGAUCAAUUAACACUAGCCCACGCCUGCGUGUUUUGCCAGGGACCGCAGCCAUAGGAGGAGGAAACCCAAUGAGUGGAUUGCCCUCUGUCCUGGACUAGAACAUUAGACUGAUAUAAGGACGUCCCUCUGCCCUGACAGGACAAUGUCAACCCUGGUUGUUCAUUGUGACUCCUGGAGGACGAACAUCAACCUAUCAGGAUUCUCCUCAAGUUUUGAAGAAGUAUGUUCUCUUGCAUCAGAGAAGACAUGAGUUGCUUGCUAAAAUGGGCAGCUUUCCUCUGGAUCGUACAUACCAUUCCUUGCACUGCUGGAAUGGCAUUGAAUGAAAGAAUAGACAACUCUAGAUGUCCUCCAUUGAAAGUAGACAAGGACCUGUUUUCCUACAGUUUAAAUGGUCCACAGCCAGAAUUCACCGGUUUUGAUCUGACAGAAAAGUUUCUCCUGAGAAAGGGGGCAGUGACAGAGGAGCGGCCAUCAUUCCGGCUGGGGAGCAGCCCCCUCAUCAAGCCAACAGAAUUGGUGUUCCCCAACGGUCUGUCCAGUGAAUAUUCUCUAGUUACCACCUUCCGGCUGAGGAAAACCACUAAGAAAGACCGCUGGUAUCUGUGGCAGAUAUUUGACCAGACGGGAGGUACCCAGGUGUCUGUAGUGUUGGACGGUGCUAAACGAGCAGUGGAGUUCUCAGCCCGGGGCCUUCUGAAGAACAGCCUCCACUACACCUUUAAGAGCCGAGACCUGCACACCCUGUUUGACCGCCAAUGGCACAAGCUGGGUGUGGCGGUCCAGAGCAGCAUCGUCUCCAUUUACAUGGACUGUAAACUAAUAGAGAGGAGGCUGACAGACGAGAAGCAUGAAAUCGACCCCAGUGGAUAUACGCUGAUUACAACCCGGGUGGAGGAUGGACGGCCUGUAGAUAUCGAACUGCAACAAAUCCUGAUCUACUGUGACCCAUACCUGGCUGAGAUGGAGACCUGCUGUGAGCAGGCAGGAUCUACGUGUGAGCCUAGCAGGGAGGGCCCUGGUGCUGGAGGGGUGACUCCCAAUCCCUUGGAUACAGAUGGAGCAGGCCAGCUCCCCCGGAUGCUCUCCCAGCCCGUCCAGCCAGCUCGGGUCCAGCGGGUCCAGCAUUCCAGCAGUGACAGAUGUCAAUGUUCAGCAGAAAAGGGUGAUCAAGGUCUACCAGGCUUGGCAGGACUUCCAGGACAGAAAGGCGAUCAAGGAGACAAGGUAAAGGAGAUGUUGAAUAUCUAUCUGGCUCAAUAAAUACCAUCAUGACUGUGCAAGUGUACACAAGUAUUGUACCUGUAGAAUUCAGUUACAAUUCUAACAGACAUAAAGCUGUUGUGCUUCCUUAGUUACAUAUUUCAGGGAGAGAGACAAAGACGGAGACGGAGAAAAGACAGACGGAGAAAAGACAGACAGAGACAGAGAAAAGACAGACAGAGAAAAGACAGACAGAGAAAAGACAGACAGAGAAAAGACAGACAGAGAAAAGACAGACAGAGACAGAGAAAAGACAGACACAGAGAGAGAAAAGACAGACAGAGAAAAGACAGACAGAGAAAAGACAGACAGAGAAAAGACAGACAGAGAAAAGACAGACAGAGAAAAGACAGACAGAGAAAAGACAGACAGAGAAAAGACAGACAGAGAAA